AUGGUCGCUGCCAAGGAAAGUGUGCAGCCAUCCGAGUCGGCCAACGUCGUCAUGACGCCUGGCGUCGCCGGCCGGUCGCCCAACGCCGCCGACUACACGGACGCCGACGAAGAGAUCCGCCUCGAAGAAGAAGACAAGACGUUUGCCAAUCUCCCGUGGCACAUGAAGCUGCUCUGGGGCACCUUUUACUUUGUCCUGGCCAUGAGCUCGCUCUACUUUUUCAUGGUCGCCGUCAAGUGGAUCGGCGAGUCGUUCUCGCUCCUCCUCGGCUGCGAAGCCAAGUCGGCGUUUGCGUUCGCCGACAACCCGAUCGCCGGCCUCAUGGUCGGCGUCGUCUCGACCGCCAUUCUGCACUCGUCCGGCACGGUCACGUCCAUCACGGUCGCGCUUGUGGGUGCCAAGGGCCUCACGGUGCGCCAGGGCGUCCCGAUCAUCAUGGGCGCCAACGUCGGCACGUGUGUGACGUGCAUCAUGGUGGCGUUCGCGCAGAUGGGCAAGCGCGACCAGUUUGAGCGCGCGAUGGCGGCCGCCACCGUCCACGACAUGUACAACAUCUGGUCGGUCAUUGUCCUCUUCCCGAUCGAGUUGCUCUUCCACCCGCUCGAGCUCCUCUCCAUGUCCAUGUCGGGUGGCAAGGCCAACGCGUACUUCGAGUCGCCUGUCGAUAUCAUUGUCAACCCGCUCGCGUCGCUCCUCAUCAAGGCCGACAAGAGCAUGAUUGAAAAGGUCUCGCUCGGCAAGGUCACGUGCGAGAAGGCCAAGUUUCUCAAGGGCGGCGCGUUCCUCGACUCGUACAAGAGCGGCUCGAUGAGCGGCGGCGCCAUCGGUGGCAUCUGCCUCGCGAUCGGCUUUACGCUCCUCGUGCUCUCGCUCGUCUCGCUCGUGUACAUGCUCCAGAAGCUCUUCCGCGGCUCGGCGCAAAAGACGAUCCGCAAGGCGCUCGACUUUAACGGCUACGUCAACAUCUUCCUCGGCACGCUCAUCACGUUCUGCGUGCACUCGUCGACGGUGGUCACCUCGACCUUGACGCCGAUGGCCGGCCUCGGGCUCAUCACGCUCGAGCAGGUCUACCCGAUCGUGAUUGGCGCCAACCUCGGCACGACGGUCACGGCGCUGCUGGCCUCGUGGGUGACCGGGUCGCCGGACGCGGUCGCGAUUGCCCUCGUGCACUUUUGGUUCAACAUCUGGGGCAUCUUCCUCUUUUACCCGAUCCCGAUCACGCGCAAGCCGAUCCUCGACUGGGCGCGCCGCCUCGCGUUCUACAGCGCGCGCUGGCCCGUGGUCGCGGGUCUCUUCCUCGUGUUGCUCUUUCUGAUCGUGCCGGGCAUCGCGCUCGCCUUGACGUACCUCUUCAAGGCCGGCACGGUCGGCCUCGUCUUUGGCAUCAUCAUCGUCGCCGGCGUCGUGCUGAGUAUUGCGGGCUUUUACUUUUGGUACCUCAAGAAGGGCGGUCGCGAAGUGUGGCACGCCUUCUUGGAGCGCAAGGGCGAGGCCCACGCCGCCAAGCACGCGCACGCGCACGCGGCGGCCGACAAGCCGCUCGUUUAA
Messenger RNA from Saprolegnia parasitica CBS 223.65, 1548 nucleotides. RefSeq lists its product as hypothetical. Gene Ontology annotation, cellular component: membrane. Lineage: Eukaryota; Oomycota; Saprolegniomycetes; Saprolegniales; Saprolegniaceae. The coding region runs from base 1 to 1548 and encodes 515 amino acids. Gene Ontology annotation, molecular function: sodium:phosphate symporter activity. The transcript has a single exon. The record is from RefSeq and is a predicted model, not a curated record. Gene Ontology annotation, biological process: sodium-dependent phosphate transport.